GUCAUUUGUUGUCUAUCGAGUCUCAUCGUCAGCUUUCUUGAACCGUUCCGGCCACCCUCGAGUGCUUAACAUAUCAUCUUCACUUACGGACUGCUAGGGACUAUCAUACUCACCCACCUCCCCCCUAUGCCACAAUGGGCUCAAUCUUCGAAGAGUUCAAGGAUGGCCAGAAACUUGGCUCUGGUCACCACCUAGCCGCAGCUCUUACCCCCGUCUCGACCGCCGCGAACCCUGGCCGUUUACAGUCAUUCUACUACUUCUCCAACGCCGCGCGUCUAUCGUCCGACCUUCGCUAUUCCCUCUUUCAGGCCAAUGGCAUACGACUACCGAAGCAGGAACAAAACUCAUGGGUGGACAUUUUCGCGGCAUACUGGAGCGCUGCUGGGGAGCUGGUUCGGUUCGAGGAGGCUUCUUCGCGCGCCAGCUGGGUCAAGGUGUUCAAUGCGUGGAAGGAGACGGCCAACCAGCUUAUCCGGGGAUACUCGACGGGCGGUCUCCAGGCAUGGACGAUUCCAUGUCUGUAUGUGGUGGGGAGGUAUUUGCGACAAUUCGCGAGGAAAGCCGAUGCCGAGCUUGCUUCCCAGGAGUCCGAUGGGUUCGGUGAUGGCUUCCAAGAUGAUGUGGCCACUGGUCUAGAGAAGAAUGCGAAGCUGGAGGAGGCUACUCGAGUGCUGAACCGAAUGUUCACGUUGUGCCUCACUGACAGGUCUCCGAUCGAGGAAUCCCGGAAGUGGGGGGUCUACGACACGACCAACCUCCUGUUCAAGACCUAUUUCAAACUCAACACCGUUGGCCUGUCCAAGAACUUACUGCGUGCUCUUAAUGCGCAGUCCGCCGACCUCCCCGAACUAGACGCCUUCCCCAAGUCCCACAUUGUCACCUUCAAAUACUACGUUGGCGUCAUUCACUUCCUCGAUGAGAACUACGCCGAGGCUGAGCAGCAUUUGGCGGAAGCCUGGAGGAUGUGCCAUUGCAGCGCAAUGAAGAAUCGGGAACUCAUCCUUACCUACCUCAUCCCUUGCCACUUGGUUACGACACACACGCUACCCAGCAAAAAGCUCCUGGCGCCCUUCCCCCGCCUUGAGAAGCUCUACCGUCCCCUAUGCAAUUGUAUCAAGAAAGGCGAUCUGGGAGGCUUCGAUGCGGCGAUGUCCGCUGGCGAGGAAGAGUUCGUCAAACGACGUAUCUACCUACCUCUGGAGAGGGGACGCGACAUCGCCUUGCGGAACCUCUUCCGGAAGGUGUUUACCGCCGGAGGGUUUGAGGAGUCCAAGGACGGCCAACCUCCGAUUCGCCGGACCCGCGUACCUGUCGCCGAGUUCGCAGCUGCGGUCCGCAUUGGCACACAUGCAGACGAGAGGUCCCGGGUGGAUAUCGACGAGGUGGAGUGUCUGCUGUCGAACUUGAUAUACAAGGGUCUCAUGAAGGGAUAUAUCGCGCGCGAACGUGGCAUGGUCGUGUUAAGCAAGGGCGGGUCCGCAUUUCCGGGAACGGGCGUCUAAAUUGAGCCUCUGUUAUUCUACCUUUCUCGAUAUGAGACUUUUGACCAUGAAUUGAGUGAUGCCUCGAUCUCAACGUCAUCAGCAGCCGUAUUUAGGCGCAUCGGACCCGGCAACCACUGGCCGUUAGUUGGUCACGCAAAACCCCCCAGCCUGGUUUCCGGGCUGGUCACACCUCACUCGACCUGGCAUGAGACCAGCAGGAAUCGGCACACGAGCAUCUAAUCAAGAUCAUCAUCGGAAGAUUGCUCUACCCACCAGGUGAUGGCGACGCUCAAGGGCACGGGGCUAUCUUGAUCAGCGCGCACCAUGACACUUGACUUUAUGCGACAAGAGACUUUAGACACCGGAGUUAUGCAGAUUAGCGACGGAAAUACCCCGUUGUAUACAUACAUACCUUGUUUGCAGAAAAAACCGAGAUAUCCAG
This is a messenger RNA of Aspergillus brunneoviolaceus CBS 621.78, 1926 nucleotides long. RefSeq names its product protein csn12 (gene csn12). Gene Ontology annotation, cellular component: transcription export complex 2. Gene Ontology annotation, molecular function: RNA binding; double-stranded DNA binding. Gene Ontology annotation, biological process: transcription elongation by RNA polymerase II; poly(A)+ mRNA export from nucleus; post-transcriptional tethering of RNA polymerase II gene DNA at nuclear periphery. Bases 135 to 1502 code for a protein of 455 amino acids. The record is from RefSeq and is a predicted model, not a curated record. NCBI's taxonomy places the organism in Eukaryota, Fungi, Ascomycota, Eurotiomycetes, Eurotiales, Aspergillaceae. The transcript is spliced from 5 exons.